AUGUCUACAGCGCCGGAGACGAACACCCUUCGUGACAUUCUACGUAGAGAUGCUAACACGGAGCGGGCCCUAACCAUCACUUGGCAGCAGAUCACUGAUCUAGCUAUGAACACAACUGAUUGGGAUAAGAAAGAGUUGCCUCUGUUUAUCAAAAUACUCGUAGGCCUCAUUAGUCCCCAGCUCGAAUAA
Molecule: messenger RNA, 189 nt
Organism: Perkinsus marinus ATCC 50983
Lineage: Eukaryota; Perkinsozoa; Perkinsida; Perkinsidae
Exons: 1
Coding region: 1-189 (62 amino acids)
Source: RefSeq, a predicted model, not a curated record